Daucus carota subsp. sativus is the source of this 1537-nucleotide messenger RNA. Its product is annotated as DNA-directed RNA polymerase III subunit rpc4. Gene Ontology annotation, cellular component: RNA polymerase III complex. The record is from RefSeq and is a predicted model, not a curated record. Bases 83 to 1240 code for a protein of 385 amino acids. Gene Ontology annotation, molecular function: DNA binding. The transcript is spliced from 10 exons. Gene Ontology annotation, biological process: tRNA transcription by RNA polymerase III. Lineage: Eukaryota; Viridiplantae; Streptophyta; Magnoliopsida; Apiales; Apiaceae.
AAAUUCACUUGUGGUCAACUGGAUAGAUAUCGUUUUAUCGCAGCACCAGUCCAGAUCGGAGAUCAAUUACCGGAAAACAGCCAUGGAUCUCGACGGUAGUCCUUCAAAACCUAAAGCAAGAAAGGUCAAAUUUGCUCCUAAAGGACCUCCUCCUCGUCGUAAGCUCCCCGUUGCCCCUAAAACGGAGGAAGAGAUUGAUGCAAGGGAUGAGGAAGCUGCACAAGCACUCUUUCGUAGAGCCAAUGAGCGACGUGGAAAACGAGAACCUAAAGUCGACAAAAAAUCAUCAGUGCAUGUUGCUUUUGGUGGGAGAUCUGAAACUUCAACUUCUUUAACUAAAUGGGGAAGGCCCAAGGAAGGAAUUUUUAGUAAAACUGAGGAUCUAGUAUUACAUGAUUCCGCCCAAAGCUACAAGCAAAACACUGUUUCUUCCCUUUUAAAUUCUGCCACAGAUGAAACUGGAGGAGGUCCAUUAGUCUGCUUUGAUACAUCACAUCAGAAACUUGAAAAGGAUUACAUAGAGCCCUGGGAUUACAACCACUCAUUUUAUCCUGUCACUCUUCCCUUAAGGAGGCCUUAUUCUGGAGAUCCAGAAAUUCUUGAUCAAGCUGAAUUUGGGGAAGGUGGACCUGCCAAGGAGUAUGAUGAAGAGCUCACAAAUUCUGCUGCGGAGCUUGGGUUGCUGACUGAAAACAAGGAUACCCAGAUGCUUUUUUUCCAGCUUCCUCCUAAUCUGCCACUAUUCAGGAGUCGGGCUGGUGCAGAUGCUACAGUUGACAACUCAAAGAUAUCUGAGAGUGAAAGUGCUUUGUGCACUGGAAGGGAGCAAGAAACUGCUAGAAGCUUAACACCAUUGCGAGGAGCAGAUGCUUUAGCUAAAGCAAAGGGAAAAGAGAAAGUUGGCCAAGGGGGUACAGGUAUUUCACAUGGUGUUUCACCUGCUUUAAAGGGGGUGGAAAUCAUUGGCAGGUCCAUGCUAUCAAGGAAGAAAAAUGAACAUUUGGAAAACUUACCAGCAGGAUACAUGGGGAAAAUGUUAGUUUACAAGAAUGGGGCAAUUAAACUAAAGCUGGGAGACAUCUUAUAUGAUGUUUCUGCUGGUUCCAGUUGCAACUUUGCUCAAGAUGUUGCAGCUAUCAAUACAGUUGAUAAAGAAUGUUGCUUUCUUGGAGAAAUCGGGAAGCGAGCUGUUGUAACACCUGACCAAUCCCUUUAUGACAAUGUGAUUGACUUAACAUAAGGGUAUCAAGUUUCAAUUUUAUGGUUAAUUGUUACUACGGUAACAGUGUACAGGGCAGAGCUUUUACUGUGCAUUGUUACUAAGGUAAUGGUGUACAGGCAAAUCAAUUCCUUUAAAUUUAAUUGACCAUGUGUAGGAAAAUCUGUGAGACACUGAGGAAUUUUCACCUCUGAUCUACAUUGUAUCUUUUGUAUAAAAGAAUGAUACUAAUGUUGAGCUAUGGCUCCCUGCUAAUCUGAUUUUCGGAAAUACUGUCCUCAUGAUUUGUUUGAAAGAUUACACCGCUAUCUUGUUGGA